GUAGUAAUAGUGAUAUUUUAUAACUUUUGAUGUAUACCUGGAUAAACUAAAUAUGGACCCCUUGUGUUGAUUUUGCACUUUGUACACCUGUGUGUGGGUAAUGGAGAGAAAGAGAGAGAGAAAAGACUCAUUCAUCUGUUAGUUAGCAACAAUGCAAGCUCAUCUUAUCUGAAAUAAGCCAUAGCAACCAUUACUAAAUAAUCUAAGUUUAUCCAGGGAUCCCUUUUGUGUAGCCAGGAACUUCAUUUAUGUCCACUUGGUUGUCAUAGUAACAGUAGGUAAGGUAUCACCUCCCAGUGAGUUGUUAGACCAGUUGUUAGAUUUAUUCCCUAAUUGUGUUGUUAUAGUAUUAGAUGAUUCAUCUGAAAGCUUUCUUCUCAUAUAUGUUGGUAAUUACUUUAAAAACAAAUGACUGUAUUUAUUUAAAAUUGACUGUAUUUAGAGUCAUAUGAAGCCUACAGCAGGCAAAGUAGACAGUUUACUUUGGCUCCUUUGCUUUCAAAUCCACGGUUUAUCCGUUUUCUGAUCCCAAGUCAGGAACAUUCACCUUUACACUCCUCUACUGAGCUCUACCUUUACUCUGUGUGGUUAUAAAACCGCUGGCCCACGUGCUGCUCAGUCGGCCAAAACGUCCUCAGAGGUCUGUUUACCACAUGGGCUAUUUGAAUGUGUGAUAGCUGUCACCUUGUUACAAUCACAUUUAGGCUGAGGAACGAUGCCUUCUGAUUGACAUCAACAGCAGCACUUCCAUCAUGAACAGCGAGGAAGAGUUCUAUGAUGCUGAGACAGGUUUGGAAUCAGACGACUCCUGUGAAGUCAGCUUUAAAGAUGCAUGCGUCAAGCAGACGGUAAACGGCAAAGUGCCGUCUGAGAAUGGAGUUUGGGAGAGACGAACUACUCUCCCAGCGCCCAUGUACUCUAGAAAUGACUUCAGUAUAUGGGGAUUUCUGAAGAAAUGCAUUGGAAUGGAGCUGUCGAAGAUAACAAUGCCUAUUGUUUUCAACGAACCGCUGAGCUUCUUGCAAAGAAUUACAGAAUACAUGGAACAUACAUACCUCAUCCAUAAAGCUUGUACACAUUCGGACUCUAUUGAGCGUAUGCAGCUUGUUGCCGCAUUCGCCGUUUCUGCUGUUGCAUCGCAAUGGGACAGAACUGGAAAACCUUUUAACCCUUUGUUAGGAGAGACUUACGAGCUCACGAGAGAGGAUGUAGGUUACCGAAUGAUCUCAGAACAGGUCAGCCACCAUCCACCAAUCAGUGCCUUCUAUGCGGAGUCACUGAAUCAGGACUUCUCGUUUCAUGGCUCUAUCUACCCUAAACUGAAAUUCUGGGGGAAGAGUGUGGAGGCGGAGCCAAAAGGCACUAUGACGCUCGAACUGUCCAAGCACAAAGAAGCAUACACAUGGACAAAUCCUAUGUGCUGUGUGCAUAAUGUUAUACUGGGUAAACUGUGGAUCGAGCAGUAUGGAACAGUGGAGAUAGUUAACCACAGCACCGGGGAUAAGUGUGUGCUGAAUUUUAAGCCAUGCGGCAUGUUUGGCAAAGAGCUGCACAGAGUAGAGGGACAUAUCCAGGACAAGAGUAAAAAGAAGCGUCUGGUUAUCUACGGGAAAUGGACUGAGUGCAUGUACAGCAUUGAACCAAAAGUCUACGAAGCCAAUAAGAAAGCAGAGAAGAAAAGUGGAGGAGAUUCUAAGAAACACAAGCAGGAGCAGGGUACAGGCGGUGAGGAUGCAGAUGAGAUGCCAGAUAUCCAGGAGACGGUCACUAUGAUCCCAGGCAGCACAUUACUGUGGAGAAUUGCUCCUCGACCUCCAAACUCCACACAGAUGUAUAAUUUUACCAACUUUGCCAUGGCACUCAAUGAGCUGGAGCCCGGCAUGGCUGGAGUCAUAGCGCCAACAGACUGUCGUCUGCGACCGGACAUAAGAGCUAUGGAGAAUGGUGAUAUAGACACUGCAAGUCAAGAAAAGGAGAGACUGGAGGAGAAGCAGAGAGCUGCCAGAAGAGAACGUGCUAAAGAUGAAGAAGAGUGGUCCACAAGAUGGUUUCAGCAAGGCAAUAAUCCUUAUACCGGAGCUGCGGACUGGAUCUACAAGGGUGGUUACUUUGACAGGAGGUACUCUGAUCUUCCAGACAUCUACUGAUUUGGUUGGAGCACUCGAUCCAUAUCAUUUCCUCUCUCUUAUAAGCUCCUUUCAUAUUUCACCUUUUCAUUUUUUUUGUUUGGCGGAACGAGAGAUUCAAACGAAUGUUUAUCGGACAAAGCCUCUCCACACUUUUACUGUCCACUAGAAUGUAAAUUCAGUGUUCGUGAGAAUUUAUUUAUUUAUUGCAAAAAGUAGGGAAUGCCUUACGAAGUAAUUCAUGUUUUUUUUUUUUCAUUUUGUUGUAUGUUAGAGCUAUUAUGUGCAAACCUCAAUAUGUAUGUAGACAAUAUAGUUGUUAGUUUAUAUACAUAAGUACUUACCUUUCCGUGCGUGUCUUGCCUAGUUACACUCAGGUGUUUAUUUUAUUGGUACAAGCGCUGCAGUGCCACCUGUAUUAAAUUCUGUUUGAUUGUUGAA
Molecule: messenger RNA, 2567 nt
Organism: Misgurnus anguillicaudatus (oriental weatherfish)
Lineage: Eukaryota; Metazoa; Chordata; Actinopteri; Cypriniformes; Cobitidae
Source: RefSeq, a predicted model, not a curated record